Molecule: messenger RNA, 338 nt
Organism: Staurois parvus
Lineage: Eukaryota; Metazoa; Chordata; Amphibia; Anura; Ranidae
Source: the annotation of a GenBank genome assembly
GCUGCAGCCAAGUCCCAGAGUCUCUCAUGGGUCCCAGUACGGCCUCCCAUUGCAGCUGUCUCCAUCGCCACACUCUGCCAUUGCCACUUUCAGGUCUCCUCACACUGCUGGUGUGUUCCAAUUUUUGUCAUAGGGUGCUGGCAGAUUACGGGCCUCCUAUAGCUGCUGCCAGGCCCCUAAUCUGCCAUGGGCCCCUAUACCGCCUCCUCAUGCUGCUGCCAGGUCCAGAGUCUCUCAUGGGUCCUGUACGGGCCUCCCAUUGCUGCUGUCUCCAUCGCCACACUCUGCCAUGUGCCACUUUCAGAUCUCCUCACACUGCUGGUGUGUUACAUUUUUUG